Molecule: messenger RNA, 6133 nt
Organism: Cyclopterus lumpus (lumpfish)
Lineage: Eukaryota; Metazoa; Chordata; Actinopteri; Perciformes; Cyclopteridae
Gene: socs5b
Product: suppressor of cytokine signaling 5b
Exons: 2
Coding region: 493-2181 (562 amino acids)
Biological process (GO): intracellular signal transduction; phosphatidylinositol phosphate biosynthetic process
Cellular component (GO): phosphatidylinositol 3-kinase complex
Molecular function (GO): 1-phosphatidylinositol-3-kinase regulator activity
Source: RefSeq, a predicted model, not a curated record
CUCUUGUUCAUUGGUGACACGAUACGCCCAUCACGCGGAGCUAGCGCCGGGACAUUCCCUAUCCGUGUGCUCUGUCGGAAAUGGCAGUCCUUUUCCCCUCUUCCAUUGGACUGAGCCGCUGUCUGUCGGCUUUCCUCACACUGUCUGCCUCCCCGGCUCUCUGUCUGCUGAGACCGCCGUCAUAUUGGCUGCUAGAAGCAGCAGCGACCACGGCUGAAAAGAACAACUACCACCAUGGUGAAGAACCGGUUUUCGCCGCGUUCAAAGAAUAAUUUAGGAUUUUAAAUAUUUUUGAUCAGUAUUUAACUAAUUCCUUUGGAAAUAUUCGGGAUGAUACUAUCAAGUAUCCUCGUACCUUUCGUGCUUUCAUCCAACACCGCGGUCCACAAUGGGGAUGCAUGCCUGACUUCUCUUAAUAGCCAUUUUUUGCAGACAAAGAGAGCUGCUGAAUAGGGCUUUCAAGAGGCACACGGGUCCCGGGGGCUCCUGUUGAUGAAGAAAGUGGGCAACAUGUGGAGCAACCUAAAAAGCAAAUGUCAGACACUCUUUCACAACAACAGUUCAGGACCCAAUGAAAGCAGGGAUGAGGCCGAUAUCGUCCACUGUGUGGUGGAUCUUGGCCUCGUCGGCAGCUCAGGUGAGGCACAGGCAUCAGGUGCCUCCAGCCCAUCGCGGAGCCUCCUGCCAGUGCCGAUGGCUACAUUGGGACGCCACCACCAUAACUGCGUGUCGGACACCCCCCAGAUAGUGGAGAUUACAAUCGACAAGGACACUGAGGAUAUUCGAGGGGGAUCGGGGGUUCCCAUGGCCCGGAGAGAUUCCUAUUCCCGUCAUGCUCCAUGGGGGGGCAAGAAAAAACACUCAUUUUCCACCAAAACCCAGAGCUCUUUGGAGGCAGAUAGACGUUCUGGACGCCUACGGGGAAGUGGGAGUCGUAGGGAAAGGCGUUACGGGGUCGGCUCCAUCCAGGAAAUAUGUGACUCUGUAUCUGGAGGACGCAGUCUGAACGCUCGGUCUUUGCGCCAGCGGCUAAGCGAUACAGUAGGGCUGUGCUUACCGCUGCCCGCUCGCAGGUGCUCUCGCUCUGCUAAGAACCCUGUCACCUCCAAACGGAAGAUUCACCUGACUGAGCUAAUGCUGGAGACCUGCCCCUUCCCGCCAGGCUCAGACCUUGCACACAAGUGGCACCUGAUCAAGCAACACACAGCACCGGUCAGCCCGCAUUCCUCCACUGCCCUGCUGGACGCCUUUGACCCGGCCCACCCAUCUCCCGAGGACGAGGAGGAGCGUCUGCGUGAGCGCCGUCGACUUAGUAUUGAGGAAGGUGUGGAUCCACCACCCAAUGCACAGAUCCACACCCUGGAGGCCUCAGUGCCGGGCUCCUCUCUCUACAAACUGGGACCAAAGAUGGCUCCUGGCACAGGAGAGGCCUCUGGGGAAGGUCGGCCCCCAGGGGCCGGCAGCUCUGUGGCCGCUGGAUCAGCAGGGGCCUGUGAGCCGGUGUUGGGGGCUGCAGCGUCAGCCCAGGACUGUGACUCUGAAGAGGAUUCGACCACCCUCUGUCUGCAGGCCCGGAGGCCCAAGCAGAGGAACGCCUCUGGGGACGGUCACCAGAGCAGGCAGCAGCCUGGUCCCUGGAAAGUUCACACUCAGAUAGAUUACAUCCACUGCCUGGUGCCGGACCUACUGCAGAUCACAGCUCUGCCCUGCUACUGGGGAGUGAUGGACCGCUACGAGGCCGAAGCGCUGCUGGAUGGACGGCCCGAGGGCACCUUUCUGCUGCGUGACUCAGCCCAGGAGGACUAUCUCUUCUCCGUUAGCUUCCGCCGUUACAACCGCUCACUGCACGCACGCAUUGAGCAGUGGAACCACAACUUCAGCUUUGACGCCCACGACCCUUGUGUUUUCCACUCUUCCACUGUCACAGGACUGCUGGAGCACUACAAGGACCCCAGCGCCUGCAUGUUUUUUGAACCGUUGCUCACGGCGCCUCUCCAUCGGACUUUUCCUUUUGGCCUGCAGCACCUGGCACGAGCCGCCAUCUGCCGCUGGACCACUUACGAUGGUAUAGGCUCUCUGCCGUUGCCCCCUGCCCUGCAGGACUUCCUCAAGGAGUAUCACUAUAAACAGAAAGUACGAGUUCGCUGGCUGGAGAGGGAACCGCCACUCAAGGUCAAAUAGGGUGGGCUUCUCCAUUGCCUGUACACACUGCAGGAGGAUUACAGAACUUAAAAACAAACAAGAAAAAUCAUCAUUAGCCAAUUACACGCUAUACUGAUAUGGCCCUCCUUUUGGCGAGGGACGGAUUUAAAUGUAAGAAGCUAUACAAGAUUAAUUCUAAUCUUUGUUUUAGUUUAUUAUUUGCAUCACACAAAAUACAUAUGAUUAUAUUCAGUAUAACGUUGUCUGGCAAGCACAUGUUUUUGUGUCGAACAGGUUGUUUUGGCAGGGAGGGAAGGCACAAAUAUCAGUGCUUUGUCUAUUUUUUUUUGCCUGCUUUGUGCUAAAUGUCUGCCUGAUCCCACAACAUCACCCUGCCUAUAGACCUGCCUGCAUGCCUCCCCGUAUUCAUCCCAAAUUGCUAUUUAGGCCUACAUGGCUACAUUGUACAGUUCACUUUGGGCUUUCUGUAUUUCUUUUUUUUCUUCCUUAGCUAAAGCACCGUGUGCAUGCGUGCGUGCGUGCGUGUGUGUGGGGCAUCUGGAGAUGCUAUUUUAUUGCAGCCAGAGCUUGUCCCAUGGAUGGAGCUACAUAAGGCACAUUCUUGCCAUCUCUUUGCACGCACAAGCAUCAGCUAAGCCAGGGACAGAUUCUGAGGGUCCACUGAGUUCAGGACAGCACAUCAGGGAAAUGAAGUGCUUUUCUAAGGACUAUAGAUUAGUCUUUUUUUAAAACAAAAACACGUAGUUCCUCCCGAAGCAGUAAUGGUGAAUGUGUGUCCCAUUCAGUGAGCAAGCGGAACACAUCAACUUUAUUCCCACUGUGCUUCAGCACUUUCAAAACCGAAUAUUUUCUUACAAUCUGUCCCCCCUAACAAUUCUCGCCAUAGCUGUAGUUGUCGCGGCUGACAGACAGUUUUUCGUUGGGCAUAGUCAAUUUCUCCAUGUGUGCAAUUUAGCUCCAAGGGUGACAUUUGCGCAGUCUGCUGUCGUUGUGGAAUUAUGUUAAGGCUCAGUUAGAGUUACGUUUUAAACCUGCCUCCUUCAGUUAGUAUUUUUUGGUGGCAUCUAGAAUAUGCUUCUCCCAGUCCGAUGGUUAUCUUUACCAGACAAUUGUAACGUUGCAGAUCGCUUUGAACUUUGGUUACAGUAAGGAUCGCUAACGAGUCUUCUCGGAGGACUCAAGGGCACGUGUGACGAGCUGUAAGUGAAGACAAAAAUUCCAAAUGCCAGUGUCCUUUUAAAAAUGACUGUGAAUUUACCUGAAUGAACAAGAAUCUGCUCGUUAGAAUUGUGAGCUGCAACUCCCACGAUUAGUUUGCUUUACCCCUUUACACCUUAAUUUAUAUUUCUUUUAUGAAAUCAUGUUAAAAUGUUUUUUUUAAAUGAAGAUCACUGUGUUUUGCCAACAGAAAAGAGGUGACGUCUCCUUUUCUUUGGAGUUGAUGUCCCCAAUUCUAUAAACAUAACAUCUCAACCCCCACCACAUCCCCUCGAUGCCCGGUCGCAUUUAUAGUCCCCAGUUAUAGCUCUGAGUGCGGGCAACACUCAACUCUGGAGAGGUUGGCAUAUCUCUGAGAGCUUUAGUUAUGUAACCUGAAUGAUUACUUUUGGGACAAAAACCCUGCCGGCCAGCCGUUCACUUCUGUUUUUGUUCUCAUUGUGAAGAUGAAAUAAGUGUAACCUAUGUGCCUUUCAGAGAUCCAUUUAUCCCGUUCCAUAAUGUGACACGUUUGAGUCUCGGGCAGGCACCAAAGAGGGCAACACACACAAUCGUGAGGGAAGUAACCGGUUUUAUUUGUUCUGGUUACGCUUCUGUUGGCGCACGAUCCAGGCAUCCGCUACCUACCCGCUCCUCUUUCCCUCUCCAGCUACUCCUGCUCUUAUACGGAAAACAAAACACACACACACACACACAAUUGAUCCCAGCUGAGGCUGAUUUACACAUCACGACACCGUUCCCUGAACCCCCCCCCCCCCCCCCCCCCCCUCCCCCCUCCUCCCCUCCUCCACUCCUCCACCCACUCUGUAGCUGAGCCUAGCCACACCCCGCUGCCACACAUAAUAAUUAGUUGUGUGUUGUUUUUUCAACUCUGUCCACUCGGAUGCCAUCAAACAAGACUGAAGAGAAUAAUAGCGGCGAUCUGUAAGCUCAACUACUUAAGGUGCACGUUGGAAGUUUUUGUAACGGAUACAAUCUCAGUGGUGCUCUGUUGGUCUGAGCAAUGACAGAUUAUUGAAAUCAGUUGUACAUCAGUUACAUCUGUUCUCACUUGCUAAUGCAUGCAUUAGUCUCUCGCCAUAUUAUGGCCUAUAUGGGAGUAUUAUGUUGUUAGUGGGUCCAAGGCAGCCCUACUGUAGCAUAUUUCAGUCGAAGGUGAAUCAAUGUCCAGCUCUUGCACAUGCAGGUUGUCAGCGACUUGGCGUACAAAUCCUAGACUCAUUACUGUGAGGAUUUUGACAUUUCUCGUAUUCAUCAAUUCAUCAGCAGCAGUGUUAGUUUUAGCGUUUAGUAGUAAUAAUAAUAAUAAUACACAUUACCUGGCUUUUUUUAAAGAAAAGAAAAGAGAAACUUGGAGAUGGGCAAAGACGAGCAGAGUGAUUCCCUUACGACAUGCUUUCUAGCGAACAUCAUUUACUAGAAAGCAUGUAGAUGUGUGAAACUUAAAAAAAAAAAAAUAUAUAUAUAUAUAUAUAUAUAUGUAUAUAUAUAUAUAUAUAUAUGUGUGUAUAUAUAUAUAUAUAUAUAUAUGUGUAUAUUAAGGCUGAAACCCUGAAAUGCAACAUUGAAAACCUAUUUUCACUUGUUUAUCAGGCAGAAAACCAGAAUUUCUUUUAUGCAGGUGUUGAAAGAUAAUUGUUGUUGGUAUAAAGAUAAACUUUUCUCAAUUCUCACCAACGCAUUUCUUUAGUCUCCCCACCUUGCACUUUGUUCGCAGAAAGCUUGAAUGUGUGUGUCGAGGGCGGCAGGAGUGAGGGACAUACGGUUGACAUUUGAGUCAACACUUUUGUGUUUCAGGAGUUUUCAGGCAUCCACACUGUCGAGGAGAAGAAAACCGUAUCUACUCGAAAAACCCACACAAUUUUUAUUAUCCAACUGCUCUCUCUCUCUCUUCCCCCACCCCCCAAUCUGGCUACAUCCCUAACAUCACUGUGUUGUUAUGGAGGUGACACUGGCGUGGUGUAAACUAAGGCCUGUUAGUCUUCCCCGUUGCUCACUAUCUAACCCCGUCAGGGCGAUGUUAGGCUAAAGUUAACGUUAAGGAGCCAGCAGCAGGUGCAGAGAAGGAGUGAGCUCACCGAGAGCCGUGGCAACAGAGAGGGUUUGGGAUUUGUUGAAGUAAAAAAAGCACUUUAAUUGCGACAGUGCAGUCUGCAAAAUAUGAGGAUAGCGACGUUUUAUUUUUAUUUUGCAUUGGAGCUUAACUCCAGCAUAUUGGAUUUGCAAUGACAAGUUGGGCUGAGUGACUACUCUUAAGACUUUCAUUUGCAUCCGUAUUGGGCAAACAUGCCAGCGAUUUUUCUUUUUGGAAUCAUAUCAUAUGAAGAAUUUGGGUGAACGUAUUUCUUGCAGUCAAUCACUGCUGAAUUCUACCGCACGUAUACACAUGAGCAGACAAUUCUAUGGCCUGCAAGGCCUUGGUUCUUUAUUCUGGCUUGUUUUGGUCAUUUUAUUUUAGUAAAAUAUCCUCAUUCAGUCAGGUGACUGUGCCAGGCAACAACUCCAUUGGUUGUCAUGUCUUUGUGUUAAGGACCAUUGUUGGCUUGCUUUGACUGAACUCGGGGAUCACAUAUGAAAAGAGCUACCCACUCUAUACAUCCAAUAUGGAUUUGAAUGCCCCCAGCACCUGAAUCAAAGCAGAGAGUUGUCACUUUAACCUUUUUAAGAGUUGUGUGUGUAUAUGUAUGUAUGUGUACGUGUGUGUGUGUGUGUAUAUAUAUAUAUAUAUAUAUAUAUGUAUGUAUAUGUAUGU